UGGUCUGCCCAUGUCUAGAACCAUGGCCUCGAUGUUACCUUCCAACUUCGGGCUUGCGUUGGGUAAACCGUUUCACGCAGGGCUUGCGCGUGGUGUCAUCUUGCUUUGAAUCGACGAGACAGCCAGCCUUUAUAAAGUGCCAUGUGAGCCCCAGGCUGGGCCUCUCUCCGCGCGAACAAUGAAAGCCCACCUGCCACGAUUGAAUGAGCUCCGGAAACUACUGGCAUCAGCAGGAAAGAAGCCGCAUUCAGGUAUCAGGCCCGAUGUCUCACACCACGGAAUCGUCUUCGCCCGACGACAGAAGACUGGACUUCCAGGCCGUCUCGGACGAGAGUACGUUAACCGGGAAAAACGAAAGUGAGAGAGCUGGGGCUUGGAAGGUCGAUAGCGUGGUCACAAUCGAGCUUCUUGAACAGCCCACCGACAGGACUGGUUAGAGGAAUCUCAUGUCGUUACUUUGCGAGUAUGACCCGUCCUCUGUCCUACAAUAUUCCAAGCCCAGCUACUACUCCGCCAAGAAAGACGCUGAUCUGUAUUGUCCAGUCUUGAAACCAGAGUCCCAAAGCUGGAGGAAGAUGUGAAGGAUGAGGACAAGGGAAAUCACCGCUUGCAAAGAAGAGUGAGCGGCAUCUAUGUG
This is a messenger RNA of Aspergillus vadensis CBS 113365, 637 nucleotides long. RefSeq lists its product as uncharacterized. Bases 204 to 437 code for a protein of 77 amino acids. Lineage: Eukaryota; Fungi; Ascomycota; Eurotiomycetes; Eurotiales; Aspergillaceae. The transcript has 3 exons. The record is from RefSeq and is a predicted model, not a curated record.